Messenger RNA from Schizosaccharomyces cryophilus OY26, 2021 nucleotides. RefSeq lists its product as uncharacterized. Gene Ontology annotation, molecular function: ATP-dependent NAD(P)H-hydrate dehydratase activity. The record is from RefSeq and is a predicted model, not a curated record. Lineage: Eukaryota; Fungi; Ascomycota; Schizosaccharomycetes; Schizosaccharomycetales; Schizosaccharomycetaceae. The transcript has a single exon. The coding region runs from base 466 to 1443 and encodes 325 amino acids. Gene Ontology annotation, biological process: metabolite repair.
CAGACUUUUAAAACAAAAACAAAAUAAAAAAAGUUCCUAUAAUGUUUGUAUAAGAAGGGAUCCAACCAAACUAUUAACUUCAAUUCUUAGUCUGUAUUGUUCUUCUAUUGCAGGGCUAAUCGCUUCACUUUAUGUUGGCUUGUUUUAGACUUUCCUAACAAGUAGGACAAUAUGACAGACAACCUAAGGAAGGUAUCAAAAAAAAAGAGUUUGAAGCAAACCAUUAUUCAGCAUUCUUAACAUGUCUUUCUACAGAAAUCCAUUUUCAUCAUGAAGAUGUUCCACAUCAUAUAUACGCAAAUGCUUCGGUAAAUGUCCUACUUAUACCCAUCAACUGAACCAGAUUGUACCAACUCUCAGCUUUUAUUUCUUUAGUAAAACCUUUGGAUUUGUAUUUUCUUUUUUCUAUUUUACUAUAUUUUAAAUCAGUUUGAGAUAAACUCUCAGUAAUAAAUCACGUUCGCAAUGUCAUCACCUCAAAGAGGAAAUCUUUUGACUCGUGUCAAGCGUAUUAUACCACCAUUGUCUGGAUCGGCGCAUAAGGGACAAGCUGGCCGAGUGGGUAUUUUUGGUGGAUGUCAGCAUUAUACCGGAGCUCCUUACUAUUCUUCGAUGAGUUCUAUGCUCUUUGGUACUGAUCAGAGUCAUAUCUUCUGUGAAAAGAAUGCCGCAAAUGUUAUCAAAAGUUAUUCUCCUGACCUAAUUGUACAUCCUUUCUUGCGAGAAAAGGAAAACAAAAAUCCUGGUGACUCCAUUGAUGGUAUCCUGGAACUUGUUAAACCUAUGAUGGAACGGUUGCAUGCCAUCGUAAUUGGUCCAGGCUUGGGUCGUGAUGAAUGGAUGCUAGAAACCACUGCCAGAGUAAUCCAGUAUGCUCGAGAAAAGGAAAUGCCUAUGGUAAUUGAUGCGGAUGGUCUCUUUUUGAUUCAACAGCGCCCUGAAGUAGUGAGCGGGUAUCAUAACGUAGUUUUGACGCCUAACGUCGUGGAGUUUAAGCGUCUUUGUGAAAAAGUAAAUAUUGAAAGCGAAGGCCCUGAUGCCUGUCACCAAUUGGCUAAAAAACUGAAUCUUUUGAUUAUCCAAAAAGGUAAAGAAGAUCUAAUUUCCGACGGAGGUACGACUUACGCUUGCUCUGUUCCCGGGGGAUUAAAACGUUGUGGUGGUCAAGGCGAUAUUCUUACAGGGAUUCUUGUUACCUUCCUUGCUUGGCGAAAUGCCUAUUUGAAUAAGCAGUGGGAUAUCGAAGGCGACAUGGAUGCUAAAGAAUGCCUGUUUUUGGCAGCAUAUGGAGCCUGUGCCACCACUAGGUGGUGCAGCCGUGUAUCAUUCAAAGAAUGUGGAAGGGCAACACAGUCAAGUGACUUGGUUCGUCAUGUUGGACAUGUUUACAAUGCUUUAAUGGACGAUGAAAUUCCUUCAACUGAGCAGAUGGUCAAGGAAUAGAUUUGAAACACAUUAUGAGCAUUGCAACGAUAUAAGGAUUAUUAAAUUUUAUAAUGAUAGCUACGAUCUUUAGAUGAUUAUGCAAGUUUUCUCUUGAUGUUUUGAUACUUUGGUUAAAAAUUGAUGUUUUUUAAAAUACAAACGUGUGGUAGUGGGAUGUAUUCACUAUGGACCCCUCUUUGAUGUCUUAAUGAGCAUAGUUAACAUUUAACCCUUCUGUGGACUUUGCAUUAUACAUGAAAGAUAGCUUGUUUUUUCGAUAAGAGAGUUACCUGCCGAAUAUAUUCAUAUAUUGUAAAAGUCACGUAUCUGUCAUGCAAUAAUUUUAAGUCUUUAAGUGUUCAAGAGAUGGGCCUAUACGUGGAUAGCAGAAAAAUACGAAUAAAAAGGACAUAAGAAUCGAAUAGCACAUUACAAACUAGAUAUCAUGAAAGAUCGGUAAACCACACAUCUUCAAAGUAGGAAACACGGCAGUCUUUUGCGAAACAAAGGGCUAAAUAAAAUAUGAUAACAAAAUGACUGCUAAGGAAUCCAAUUAUUUUGAAAAGACAGUAAUAACAGCAAAUACAGCGUAAAAU